This is a messenger RNA of Gracilinanus agilis (Agile Gracile Mouse Opossum), 1883 nucleotides long. RefSeq names its product serpin family G member 1 (gene SERPING1). Lineage: Eukaryota; Metazoa; Chordata; Mammalia; Didelphimorphia; Didelphidae. Gene Ontology annotation, molecular function: serine-type endopeptidase inhibitor activity. The record is from RefSeq and is a predicted model, not a curated record. The coding region runs from base 78 to 1634 and encodes 518 amino acids. The transcript has 8 exons. Gene Ontology annotation, biological process: negative regulation of endopeptidase activity.
UGAAGUGCCCACUGAUCAGGAGCUGGGGAGCAGGCUUGGUCCUGGGCAAGCAGGUCAAGGCGGACAGCGACGCCCAGAUGGCAGCCCGGCUGACCCCGCUGCUGACCCUUCUGCUGCUCUUUCUAGUGGUCCGGGCCGAAGUGAACCAUGGUAGCAGAGCAAAGGAACAAACAAAUAAGAAUGGUAAAUCAUUGACCCAAUCAAGUGGAAAGAAUGAAUCGGAGAUUGAUCUGGAUACCUCUAAAGGCUCCAUCAAACCCCAGAAAAUGGCAAAGCUUAGAAAAACCGAAGAGGAGACUUUCAAGAGACCACCCAAGAAGUCAUUUGUGGAGCCUCCUACAGAAUAUUCCACAAAGCUUCCUACUGACCUCUCAACUCACCCACCAACAAAAUAUCCCACAGAGUCCACCACCCAACCACCAAGUACUGAACCUCCGACAGAGCCCCCCACUCAACCAACCUCCCAGCCAACCACUCAAGCUCCUCCUGAGCCUACAUGCCCAGAACCUGACAUUUCCUGCUCUGAGACUGAAACUCAAGAAGCAGAAAACAUGUUGGGGGCAGCCUUGACAGACUUCUCCCUGAAGCUCUACCAUGCCUUCUCAUCAAUGAAGAAAGUGGAUUCCAAUAUGGUCUUUUCCCCAUUCAGCAUUGCCAGCCUCCUCACCCACAUCCUAUUAGGGGCUGGAAACACCACCAAGGAAAACCUGAAAGAUGUUCUCUCUUACCCCAGUGAUUUUGACUGUGUCCACCAGGCCCUGAAGAAUCUAUCAUCCAGUGGCUUUGUCUCAGCCUCUCAGAUCUUCCACAGCCCUGACCUGGCUUUAAAGGAGACGUUUGUGAAUACCUCCCAGUCUCUGUAUGGCAGCCAGCCAAUGGUUCUGAGUAGUGACAAUGAAGCAAACUUGGCCCUGAUCAAUUCAUGGGUGGCCAACCAGACCAAUAACAAGAUCACCAACUUCCUGAAGAGCCUGCCAUCAGACAUCAGCCUUGUCCUCCUCAAUACUAUCUAUCUUCAAGCCAAAUGGAAGAUGAUGUUUGAUCCCAAAAAAUCUCUCCGGGAGUCGUUUUACCUAAAAUCCUCCAAGGUCAAGGUGUCCAUGAUGAGGAGUGAGAAGUAUCCAGUGACCCAUUUCACAGACUCCAACUUGAAUGCCAGGGUUGGUCUUCUGCAGCUCUCCAAUGACCUGAGCCUGGUGAUCCUGUUGCCUCGGCACUUUGGCCUUCAGCUUGCUGAGGUAGAAUUGAAACUCCACAACCCAGUCUUCAGUGCCAUCAUGGAGAAGCUAGGGAAAAGCAAGAGUCAUCCAACUCUGCUAUCUUUGCCUAGACUCAAGGUGAACACCAGCCAGGACCUGCUGGAGAUCUUGGAGAAGAUGGACUUCUUCGACUUUUCCUAUGGCCCCGACCUAUGCGGGCUGACUGAUGAUCCCGAGGUUCAGGUGUCCGCUGCCCGUCACCAGACUGUGCUGGAGCUGAAUGAAGCAGGAGUGGAGGCAGCGGCAGCCUCGAGUGUCUCCCUAGCGCGCAGCAUGUCCAUCUUCGAGGUGAAUCAACCUUUCAUCUUCCUGCUGUGGCACCAGAAAUACAAGUUCCCUAUCUUCAUGGGGCGCAUAUACGAUCCCAGGAUCUGAGCUUUGGGGGGGCCACUGGGCAGGACCCCCCAGCCUUCAUCUCCACCUUCCAAGGCUGCAGGACACCGGAGAGAGGCCAGCCCACGCCACCACCUUUCCCUGCUUCCCAGCUUCCAAUAGUGGACUUUGGGGCCUGGGCACUGCCCAGUAACUCUUUCAAUCCUCACCCACUCGCUCCUUCACCUUCCUAUCUACCUUUGAGGGCCCGAGUGAGCCCAGCUUUUAUGAAUAAAUUCAGCCAGGCAAACA